Messenger RNA from Ochotona princeps (American pika), 2462 nucleotides. RefSeq names its product adherens junctions associated protein 1 (gene AJAP1). The record is from RefSeq and is a predicted model, not a curated record. The transcript is spliced from 6 exons. Gene Ontology annotation, molecular function: beta-catenin binding. Bases 112 to 1353 code for a protein of 413 amino acids. Gene Ontology annotation, cellular component: plasma membrane; cell-cell contact zone; cytoplasmic side of plasma membrane. Lineage: Eukaryota; Metazoa; Chordata; Mammalia; Lagomorpha; Ochotonidae.
GCGGACCGAGAGCCGGAGAUCCGCGCCGCGGGACGGAAGCGAGCGGGCGCGGGCGCCACGCAGAUGGCCGGGGCGAGCAAGGUCUGAGGCUCGGCUCCCCGAAACGUGACCAUGUGGAUUCAACAGCUUUUAGGACUCAGCUCCAUGUCCAUCCGCCGCUCCCUGGGAAGCCAUGCGUGGAUCCUGAUGGCCAUGCUGCAGCUUGCUGUGGAUCUCCCAUCCUGCGAGUCGCGGGGCCCUGGCUCUGACUUCCGACUGCUACCCCGGCCACCGCCCCGGCCACCUCGGCUGUGGAGUUUGAAAAGUGGACAGCCAGCCAGGCCCGCCGCCACCCCGGUGUGGAGCCCCCGGCCACCCCGCGGGGAGCGCCUGCACGGGCCCAUGCAAGCUGCCCGUGCCAAGCGGGCCCACAGGCCCAGGGACCAGGUGACUGCUCUUGUGCCCAAAGCGGGGCUCGCCAAGCCCCCAGCUGCCGGCAGUUCCAGCCCCUCACUUGCCUCCCCCGCCUCAGCCUCAGCCUCAGCCCCAGCGGCUGCAAGCGGAAGCAGCAGCUCAGAGCGGAACAGCCUGGCCAGGGCCAAGAGGCAGGUGCAGGGGCAAGGCUUCAACAACUUUGACUUCCAGGGCAGCCGGCCCACCACAGAGCCCGAGUUCAUCGCCUGGGGACCCACGGGGGAUGAGGAGGCCCUGGAAUCUAACACGUUCCCGGGCCUCUUUGGCCCCACCACAGUCUCCGUCUUGCAAACACGGAAGACGACAGCGGCCGCCACCACCACCACCACCGUCACCACCACGGCCACCUCGUUGACACUACAGACUAAGGGGAUAACCGAGCCCCUGGAUCCAGGGAAAAGGAUCCCCUUCGGGCUUAGCACAACGGAACUUCCUACCAGUCCUGGCAACAACGGCAAAGACAUCCAGACACCUCGGAUCCUGGGGGACACGUCAGGUCUGGCCGUGCACCAGGUCAUCACGAUCACCGUCUCGCUCAUCAUGGUCAUCGCUGCUCUCAUCACAACUCUUGUCUUAAAAAACUGCUGUGCCCAGAGCGGGCGCGCGCGUCGGAGCAGCCACCAGCGCAAGGUCAACCAGCAGGAGGAGAGCUGCCAGAACCUGACGGACUUCCCAGCGGCGCGCGUGCCCAGCACGGUGGACAUCUUCACAGCCUACAACGAGACCCUGCAGUGCUCACACGAGUGCGUGCGGGCGCCCGUGCCCGUGUUCACCGACGAGACGCUGCACUCGGCGGGGGAGUUCAAGUCCACGUUUAACGGAAACCGACCCUCCUCUUCUGACCGGCAUCUCAUUCCUGUGGCCUUCGUGUCUGAGAAAUGGUUUGAAAUCUCCUGCUGACUGGCCCGCGUCUUCUUUACCUCCGGGGAGCAGGGCAGAUGCCUUGUGUCUGUUUCACGGAACACGUUGGUGAACCUGUAAAAACAAACCAACAACAACAACAAAACCCACAAAAUCUGAAACUCAACAGGGGAGGGUCCCAGCACCUGCCACUCGUGUCCACGCUGGGAAUCCCGCGGAGCAGCACGCUCUAGGCCAAAUCUAUUUUUGUACACGUGCCCCUGCCUGAGGGUGACUGCCUUGUCCCAGCGUUUUCUCUGGAGAGCAGGAAGGAGCAGUGCCCGGCAGGACCUGAAGCCGAGAGGAAGGAGGCCUGGCGGAUGGGCCAGGAGGACACAGCCCAGGCCGGGACUGGCUCCAGGAUCUGAACUUGUGCCAAUAAUACCAUUAUGUGCCAUGUACUGACCCGAAGGCUUGGCUGCCGGCUGCAGCCGUGCCAACCACGCUAAGGAAUCUUCCAGAACACAGGGGUGGGACUGUCUUCCGACAGAGUCGCUAUUUCUGGUUAAUAUACAUCUAUAAAUAUAUAAAUGCCAACAGACACACACACGCUUUUUUUGUACUGUAGCAAUUUUUGAAGAUCUUAAAUGUUCCUUUUUAAAAAAAGAGUUGUGUUAUAGGUCACCCAAAUCUGAUUUAUUUAACAUGCUUAGUACGAACAGAAUAAACCGGUGAUUUCUACCUUGGCCACACAUGUCCACACACACAGACUUGCACACCACACCUGCAUAUAUACUCCUAUCUUGGAAAGCCAGUUCCGCAGGUGAGCACAUUUGUCCAUUUCUGGUGACAUGGUGUCACAUCGUCAUCUGCCCUAGGGGACAGUCUCGACCCAGACCGUGAGGUCCUUGCGUGGCCCUUGCCGUGUCGGCCUCGUGGUGCGUGGUGAGUGGCCCCGAGUGGGAGAAUCCUGUUCCUGGGCCCGAGUCGAGAAUGCUGUGUCCCCACGCCCAUGUCUCGCAGAGCCUCUCCCAUGUCAUCGUCCUGUGGAUGCUACCCAGCGACCCCUGCUGCUGCCCGGGCCCCAGCGCCAGGCAGCCCGGGCUGGGGGUGGGUGGGGCCUGGGGCCUUGGUGUUAUACAAGCAGAGACUGAAGUUUGAAGAUUUCC